Molecule: messenger RNA, 1559 nt
Organism: Cylas formicarius (sweet potato weevil)
Lineage: Eukaryota; Metazoa; Arthropoda; Insecta; Coleoptera; Brentidae
Product: ciliary microtubule associated protein 1A
Exons: 9
Coding region: 126-1160 (344 amino acids)
Cellular component (GO): cytoskeleton
Source: RefSeq, a predicted model, not a curated record
UUCGCGGCCUGAAGAGAUCAGUUUACGAAAAAAGCUCGAUCUUAGUGUCCGCGAGCGCUUGUGUCGCGUCUGGAUUUUGCAUUUCCUUCCCCUGUAUUUAUUCCAUACUAAAACACUAAAUCACCAUGGGUGGCAUGACUCAGAGACCGUGGACUCCUACCAGGAGGCGUGGGCCAAUUGCUGCCGAGUAUAGCAGUCCAGGGCCGGCUUGUGUGUCCUUACCGUCUUACAUAGGCAAAAAACCACUAGAAGCGAAAACAGGCAGCGCUCCAGCCUUUAGCUUUGGCGGAAAGCCCAAUGGGAAAUUAGAAAGUGUCGGACCAGGUCCUGGACAGUACAACGUAACCGGACUUAGCGCUAAGGGCAAAGACAAUCCACCAGCUCUAAGUCUACACAGCAGACCAAAAGACCCUAGAGCGGACAACUUCCCAGCUCCAGGGGACUACGAUCCAGAUAAGGCCGAAAAAGUGAUCCACGAUAACUCGCCAAAGUACACAUUUGGGUUAAAGACCAAUACGGGAAAACCUUUGGAUACUCCGGCCCCUAAUGCUUAUAACACCAUUGUGCGUACAAACAGACAUCGCUAUUCAUUCGGAAGAAGAACUACAACGAUGAAACCCUCAGACACGCCUGCACCGAAUGUGUAUAAUGUGCCCGAAUCUGAAAAGCGUUUGCAUGACCACGCACCAAAGUACAGUUUUGGAGUUAAAACACCCACUGAAAAACCUUCUGACACGCCUGCACCCAACGUGUACGAUGUUCCCAGGGCAGAUGGUGCCUUGCAUGAAAAUUCGCCCCACUACAGUUUCGGAAAUAAAGUCAAUUUGGAAAAACCACUGGACACCCCCGCUCCAAAUGUUUAUAACAUCCCGUCUGUAGUCGGAGAUAAGAAAAACGCUCCGGCAUUCACCAUUUCAGGGAGGAACAAGGAGCCCAUCGACGAAAGAGUAAAAAAUCCGGGACCGGGACAAUAUAACAACGUGGACCCCGAGCAUUACAAAAUUCACACCCCCGCCUAUACUAUCAGCGGACGGAUAAACAUUCCAAAAGACGACAACAUUCCUGGGCCUGGAGUGUACUCGCCCGAAAAGGUGGUACUAGAAUAUCCUCCGGCCCACAGUUUCGGGAUCAGACACUCGCCCUACGCUGAACACUAUUAAGAACUGAGAACGAAUAAUAAAACCGAUCGACUGCCAUCUUCGCAUUAUACGAAUUUCGCUGACCGAGAUGCAGAUUUUUUCAGAUCACUGUGUAUAAAAUUUUCGCGCUUUACUAAGUCGGUACAUCGUAAGAGGAAGUGGAUGCUUUUUUAACAACCAGCUUGCUAACUAUUUGAUUCGCAUUAAAUGUGAUAUACUCGAAAUUACGUUGCAGAUCAGGAAGUCCAAAAACUAAAUAAAUGAGUUCACUUUUUGGUCCGCAUUGUAGUGGAGUUAAAUUUUGCGUGCGGGUGGAAAACAGUGCUUCAGAUAACGUACGCACCCUUCUUUUUAUAGAGACGAUAAUAAUCAAUAAUUUGUAAACACAGUUUUAAUUUUUUAAAUAAACAUUUUAAAAAG